Caenorhabditis remanei is the source of this 465-nucleotide messenger RNA. RefSeq lists its product as uncharacterized. The transcript is spliced from 3 exons. Lineage: Eukaryota; Metazoa; Nematoda; Chromadorea; Rhabditida; Rhabditidae. The record is from RefSeq and is a predicted model, not a curated record. Bases 1 to 465 code for a protein of 154 amino acids.
AUGCCUUCAGCACUCCACGUCAAGAGAGCCCCACGGGGAGUUCCAAAAGCACAGAGGGAAACAGUCGUCAAGAACCCAAAGUUUGUGGCCAUGGAGAAGGAUCAAUUGAUGGAAAUGAGCAAUUUAUUUGCUCAAAGAAACAAGAGCAGAGGUGAACAACGAGACAAGAUUCAGAAGGCAAUCAACUUGAAAGUAGCCUCGUGGAACGAUAAUGUUCUACUAGGCAAAACAAAGUUUGAUCUCCAUGGAAUGACUCCGGAUGCAGCUGUCGACUUUGUUUUGGAGAAAAUCAAAAAGAAGGGAAACUAUGGAGAGUUAACUCUUAUCACCUACCGAGAGAAACACUCGACGAGAGGGAUUCCCAGAAUCAAGAUGAUGUUAGUGGACAAGUUCACUGGCAGAAGCAGAUGCUCGAUCAAAGAAGAAGUCGGAAAUCCUGGACGGCUGGUAUUGAAUCUCUGGUAA